AUGUUUACUUCCAAUCUUCGACGUGCAACAGUUACAAAUGUUCUUAAAGGCUUUCACUUAAAAAUUGCCACUCCUACAAAUGUUAGAGCUUUCUCAGUAUAUGGAGCUCGCAAGUCUUCAGAGGGGAGUGAAGUAAGCAAAGGACUUUUUGGACCGGGUGCUAAACCUGGUACUGUUCCAACCGACUAUGAGCAAGCGACAGGUCUUGAACGUGCCGAACUUUUAUCUAAACUUGAAGGCAAGGAGUAUUUUGAUUUAGACCCGUUACCGGUGCCUCAUUUCGGCACCAAAAAAGACCCAAUCUUUGUUAAAAGUUUAUAUAAUACAAGAAUAAUUGGAUGCACUGGGUUUCCUGCUGAUUCCCACGAUCCAUUGUGGUUGGUGAUUGAUCGAAACCAUGAGAUUGAUCGAUGUCCGGAAUGUGGAUGUGUAUUUAAGAUGGAUUAUUUGGGUGGCCCUGAAACCGAAGCUCAUCACCAUUAA
Molecule: messenger RNA, 483 nt
Organism: Ambispora leptoticha
Lineage: Eukaryota; Fungi; Glomeromycota; Glomeromycetes; Archaeosporales; Ambisporaceae
Source: the annotation of a GenBank genome assembly